AUGGAGAGAGAAACUGAUCAGGAAAUUUUUGAUCCUCUAGCCCUUAGCAAAAAUUGGACUUCUACACAACGGUUUAAUGUUGCAACAUUAUGUGUUCACAUUGUUUACGAAAGAGUAUGGUCGAAUAACGACUCUGAGUUAGAAUGGAAACAACAAUUUCUUAAUAAUAUAUUUCAGCAUUUAGCUGUUGACCGUACAAAAGAGCUUGACGAUGAUAACAGCAAAAUAAAUAUUGAACUGUUAAUAUCCACUUUCGAACAACCAGACAUUCGUCAGGAGAUUGUUUCAGAAAUUUUGUUAAUAUGUCUCGGUCUUGUGCGGAAUGAUAUAAAUAGUUCUAGCGAAGGGUUGGAGCUAAAGGAAAAAGUUGAUGAUAUGGUAUCUGAUGCAAGUAAUUUUGAUACACCAUUAGCAGAUUCGAUUGUUCUAGUAAAUAAGCCGGUAGAAUAUGAUGCACGAUCAAGAGCAGUUUUAUUCAAGUAUGCACAAUAUUUGAAAGUUCCUAUAACUGAUGUCGAAUCAUUAGAGAAAAAGUUGGCACAACAUUUAUAUUUUUUGCAACAAGAGCAAAUUGAAAGUGGAAAGACUUCUAACAAUGGUGACCAAAACAUUCAAGGAUUUAAUAAUAGCGCAAGCACUAGCCUAAUUAGUCGUGAUAAAAAGAAGAAAAAGUGGCAUUGGAUGGCCACUGGUGUUGGUGUUGUAGUGGGUGCAACUGCAAUUGGCUUAACCGGAGGAUUGGCUGCACCAUUUGUUGCUGCUGGAAUAGGUGCAAUAACUGGAGCUGGGAUUGUCGCAACUGCUGCCUCAAGCGUAACAUUAAUGGCUUCCUUAUUCGGGAUCGCUGGAGGUGGACUUGCAGGCUACAAAAUGCAUAAAAGAACUCAAGGUUUAAAGGAAUUUUCUUUUAAUCGGAUCGUUCACGAUAAUUCACGUCCUCAUAUCCCGUCUCUUCAUGUCAACAUUGUUAUUUCAGGAUAUCUUUUGGAGGAUGUCAGUGAAGUUACUACUCCUUGGCUUCCUACGUUUGAAAAAGCUUCCAAUUACAGCGAUACAUUUGCAUUGAGUUUCGAUCCCGAAAUUCUUUUGUCACUUGGUCGAUCAUUUCGUAGUUUUAUAACUGAGUCAGCUGUUAAGAUUGCGGCUAAUGAAGCUAUAAAAAGGACUGUUUUUGCGACUUUAGCAAAUGCGCUUUUGUUGCCAGCUGCUUUAAUGAAAGCCGGUGAUUUGAUAGAUAAUCCAUGGGCACUUGGUGUAGAUCGUGCACGUAAAGCAGGUUUGGUGUUGGCUGAUGUUUUGAUGGAACGUAUUCAAGGAAAAAGACCAACAGUUUUGAUUGGCUAUUCACUUGGUGCUUUGGUUAUUUGGAAAUGUUUACAAGAAUUAACGAAACGGAAACAAUAUGGAUUGAUUGAUAGCGUUAUUCUUAUUGGUGCACCUAUUUCGUCUACGCCAAUUUCUAAAUGGGAAGCGGUUUCUGGUGUAGUAGCUCGCCGUUUCGUUAAUGCAUAUGCAACAAAUGAUAUUGUCCUUGGAUUAAUUUAUCGGAUGCAUUCACUAGAUUUAAAUGUUGCUGGACUUUCACCAGUAAAUUGUCCUAAUGUAGAAAAUUUUGAUAUUACAGAAUAUACAACUGGGCACUUGGGAUAUCGUGAACCUGAAACAUUAACAAACAUUCUUAAAAAAAUUCAGUUGGAUUAA
This is a messenger RNA of Dentiscutata heterogama, 1701 nucleotides long. The record is from the annotation of a GenBank genome assembly. NCBI's taxonomy places the organism in Eukaryota, Fungi, Glomeromycota, Glomeromycetes, Diversisporales, Gigasporaceae.